AUGUCUCAGGUUCCAUUUGCAGAUCCACCAUGGCUGAGAGGCUUGCCCUCACCAUACUUCAACGAUUCACAUCGCAGAUUCCAAGUCGCCUGCAGAAAGUUCCUCGACGAGAAUCUGCAUAAGGAUGCGAUGGAUUGGGAAACAGCGGAAGACGUGCCCUCUGAUUUAUUCGCCAAGUUUGCCAAAGGAAACUUCCUAAUCCCGGCAUUGCCAGCGCCUUUACCUGUAGAAUGGCUGCACAAGUUGGGUGUAACGCAUAUGCCCGGGGAAGUACCGGUAGAGGAGUGGGAUGCGUUGCACACGAUGAUAUACUCAGAUGAGAUGAGUCGCUCUGGGUUGGCCGGACCUCCGGGAUCCUUGACUACUGGCAUGGCAUUUGGUGUUCCUCCUUUACUGCACUAUGCAAACGCCGACGUGCAGAACCGAUUUCUCCCUGACCUACUGCUUGGAAGGAAAAGAACCUGCAUUGCCAUCACUGAACCGGAUGCAGGAUCAGAUGUCGCCAACAUUACUACUACGGCUGAGCUCAAAGGCAACGAGUACACCAUCAACGGUGCCAAGAAGUGGAUUACCAAUGGCGUUAUGGCAGACUUCGCAACCAUAGCCGUCCGUACCGGUGGUGAAGACUCAGGAGGGAAGGGCAUCUCGCUGCUUGUGGUUCCUCUUGCGAAUCAACCCGGCGUGAGCAGGAGGCGUCUUAAGGUCGCGGGCCAGAUUGUUGCCGGUACCUCCUAUCUUGAGUUUGACGAUGUCAGGGUGCCGCGAGAGAACCUGAUCGGCAAAGAAAACGAGGGCAUGAAGUACAUCAUGCACAAUUUCAAUCAUGAGCGGAUGUUUAUCUCGGUGGGCGUAACAAGGCAAGCUAGAGUAGCUCUGAGCGCCGCAUUUGCGUACUGUAUGCAGCGCAGGGCGUUUGAUAAGACUCUCAUCGAGCAACCAGUGGUCCGACAUCGGCUCGCCAAAUGUGGAGCUAUUCUCGAGUCGCAGUAUGCUUGGGUUGAAUCUUUCGCAUUCCAACUAUCUAAGAUGCCAAAGAAGACUGCAGACGAGGAGCUUGGUGGAUUGACUGCCUUGUGCAAAGCCAACGCUGGCAUUGUUCUCGACGAGUGUGCGAGAUGUGCUGUGCUGCUAUUCGGCGGCAAUGGUUACACGCGUACAGGCAAGGGAGAGAUUGCCGAAAAAAUCUACCGCGAGGUUCCUGGUGCGAGAAUACCAGGUGGCAGCGAGGAUGUCUUGCUGGACUUGGCUAUUCGGCAGUUGACGAAGCGGUUCCGUGCCGAGACCGUAAAGGAUAAGACAAGGUCCAAGAUCUAG
Molecule: messenger RNA, 1314 nt
Organism: Colletotrichum acutatum
Lineage: Eukaryota; Fungi; Ascomycota; Sordariomycetes; Glomerellales; Glomerellaceae
Product: long-chain specific acyl-CoA dehydrogenase
Exons: 5
Coding region: 1-1314 (437 amino acids)
Biological process (GO): fatty acid beta-oxidation using acyl-CoA dehydrogenase
Cellular component (GO): cytoplasm
Molecular function (GO): flavin adenine dinucleotide binding; acyl-CoA dehydrogenase activity
Source: RefSeq, a predicted model, not a curated record